Messenger RNA from Ostreobium quekettii, 477 nucleotides. The record is from the annotation of a GenBank genome assembly. NCBI's taxonomy places the organism in Eukaryota, Viridiplantae, Chlorophyta, Ulvophyceae, Bryopsidales, Ostreobiaceae.
AUGGCCAGGGCCAGCAACGUGGUCGCCUUGCUCGCCGUCGCGGGCUUGGCACUCAUCGGCUCGACAGAAGCCCUGCUGCCCGGGCUUACGGAGGGCGUGCCAGAGGAGUGCCAGCCCUUCAUUGAAAAUCUCGUCAGCAACUGCACGAUUGAGCUCCUGGACGUGGCCACCAAGUUCGAGAUCCCCUUCCCCGUGCCGGAGGACUUCAUGGCGCCCAACAUCACAGAAGAGCAGGUCACGAACUACACGGACACGAUGCCGCCAGUCAGCGAGAUGUGCUGCACGAACAUGUGCCUGACCGCCAACAGCGUAAGUGCGGAGGACUGCGCUUUAAAAAUGCUACAUCUCCGUUCUGCAAGUGGGGUUUGCGUUUUCCCAGGCUUGGUACUUACGGCGUUAACGCAAAAACGGAGCCGUAAACGCAGGGACCAAGCCGGUAUUUUCCAUCCAUUUUGGAGGCCAUUGGGGGUCGCAUGA